This is a messenger RNA of Puntigrus tetrazona (Sumatra barb), 2519 nucleotides long. RefSeq names its product GTPase IMAP family member 4 (gene gimapl). The transcript has 3 exons. The coding region runs from base 89 to 925 and encodes 278 amino acids. Gene Ontology annotation, molecular function: GTP binding. Lineage: Eukaryota; Metazoa; Chordata; Actinopteri; Cypriniformes; Cyprinidae. The record is from RefSeq and is a predicted model, not a curated record.
CAGCUCUCCCGCCCUUCAAGAGGCAAGCAGGAAAUUGCUCUUUUCUCCCGGAUUACUGACACGUCCAAAGUUACUAAAAGGCAUCGUCAUGAGCUCAGUCAGGCCAUCAGUUUCAACCGUUGAUGAGCAGCUUGAUCCCGAGGAAGAGAAACGGUUGGCUGCAGCUGCACGUGAAGCUAACCGUCUCCCAGAGCUCCGGCUGAUCCUGCUGGGUUGGCGAUGGCCAGGUAAAAGCCUAACCGGCAACACUAUUCUGGGCCGCGAAGAGUUUCGUCUGGAACGUGCCGCUGAAUUCUGUGUAAAGCGCGACACUGAGGUGGAUCGACGCAAAGUAACAGUGGUCGACACUCCUGGCUGGUUCUCAGCCCAGACCACACCAAUGGACUACCAGCAGGAGAUGGUCCGAAGCGUUACUAUGUGCCAACCUGGUCCCCAUGCAUUCCUGCUGGUCAUACCUGUGGGCAUGUUUACAGAAACAGACCGGGCUCGUAUAGAGGAGAACUUAGCACUUUUUGGGGAGGAUGUGUGGAAGCACACCAUGGUGGUGUUCACCUGGGCGGAGGUUUUAAAGGACAGGUCUAUAGAAAGACACAUACGAAGGGAAGGUCGUGACCUUCAGUGGGUGGUGGACAAGUGUAAGAAGAGGUACCAUGUCAUUAAUAAUUAUAUUUUUGGCGAGCACCCACAGCUGCCUCAGCUGAUGGAGAAGGUUGAGAAGAUUGUAGCUGAAGAAGGUGGUUGCUUUACCCUUAAGACAGAUGAAACCAAAACACAAAGUCAAACUCAGAGUCCGAAACUGAACACCAGUUCACUGAAAGAGAACAGGGAGCUCGGCGCUAGACCCAAACAGAACGGGUCUUGCAACUCGCUGCGGGCCAUGGACGUGGACCCUCCACAGAGUUUGGUUGAAGGAGUGAGUGACUAAAGCUGAGAUAACGGUUCCAGUGCUGCUGUAUUCAUUACCUCAAUUCCCCCGCGCUUAAAUUAUGAAACACCCACUAGCCACAUAUCGGUCCACCAGUCUAGGCAGCUUCAGGUUGUAGGGUGUACAGGCAUGUCGCGGUAACAUAUACUUCUUACUCCAGAGAAUAUAAUAUGUUAACAAUGCUAAUUUUCAUCAGAGGUUGAAUCGGUGUUAGCAAAUCAGUUGUACUACAUCAAAACCAUUUGUAAUGAUACAAUAACAUGCAGAUAUCGCUACUAUCCACACUUUCACAAGCAGCCCUGUCUCUACACUGUGUUAUGUCUGAAGUAUCCACUGGUCCAUUAGUCAAAGAGAAGCACUCAACAUGAAUUAUUUGCACUAAUGAGUUUAACAUAACCUGAUAGCUUGUAAAAUGCCCCAGCUAAUGCACUAAUAUUGUUAUUAGAGAUAAGUCUCUGUCGCCGUCACAUUAUUGCAGCAUUGGUUAGUUAUAUUGGUGACAGUUGCUAUGGAGUUAUAAAUGAUCCAAAACCAUGUUACAUUUUCAGUUAUUUCACAUCUGAGUUAGCUGCUGUUUCAGGUACUUUAGAUAACAUUUUUAAAUGUUUUCUAAUGAGAUUAUUUUAGUAUCAUUAGUGCUGUUUAAUUAUUGGAGUGUGUUCUUAAAUGCUUUUAAGUUACUGAUUGUUUUAGGAUUACUGUGAUGUUUUUCCCCCUCUAUCAUGUGUACUUCUUCAUAAAUGGUUGUCAAAGUUCUGGCACUGACACAGGAGUAUCAACAUUCGUAUCUUCCAUUAAUGGAUUUACAUUAGCACAUCCCUGUUUAGAUCUGUUAGCAUUCUGAAAGCCAUAAAAAUCUGCUUUCCAAAUAUCUGUGUGACCAGUUUAUCGUGAGCUGUUUUUCAUCGUCUUGCAGUUGUCCUAACAAUCAUGUAAAGCUGCAGUCAGUCUUAUAUUUUAUACUUUAACCUUGACAGAGUUGAUGCAGUUAGGGUGGGUUUAACCAAAAUUAUGAAUUUAAGUAAUUUUGUUAAUAACUUUGAAAUAAUCUGGCCCUAUACAUAAUGUUGCACAUUUGUUAUUUCUUAUAAUCACUAGGUGGCGCCUUAAUUCUUCAUAUGUGAGAAUAUCUUUUUACAAGCAUGGUCAUGGUCUGCAGUGACAGGUACAUUGUUAAUAAUUAUAAUUAUUUAAUUCUAUAUCUAGCUGAAUAUUUCAUAUUAAAGUAUUCAAACAUAAAAUUAUAUGUGGGUAAAGAAAAAGACAACACAAUCAUGUUGAAAACACGUCAGUUAUAAACCAGAGGUGGAGGAGGACACAUUUGUAGUCCAUUAGACCACUAAAACAAAAACAAAAAAAAUGUCCACUCCACUGUAGACCACUUGUAUAUUAAAAUCAAUGCAUGUGUACUCUACCCAUAACUCUCUGCAGUGUAUUGAUCAACAUAGCGUCAAUCUCAGCAUUGUUUGAUGGUGAUAGUAGUGUUUUGUUCUUUAAUAACAUCCUUAAUAGUAUAAGCGGCUGGAUGUCCACACUUCUGUCUGGACGUUAUAACAGCAGAAAAGUUAAAAAUAUAUAAACAAAUGCAAACCAA